ACGAAGAAGGGCGCGUCGGAGGAGCCGGGGCCGCGGGAGGCGUACGUGGAGGAGCUGCAGGCGCGCCUGGCGGACCUGCAGGCACAGGUGGAGCAAGGGCAGCAGGAGAGAUCUGCCCUUGAGAGCCGUCUGAAAGAGGCUGUGGCGACUGCGAAGGCGGAUGCUGCGGCCCUCAGUCAGCAGCUGGAGGCCUCCCUGCAGGAGAAGGGCUCCCUGGAGCGACAGCUCAAGGAUGCCGCGGGCGAGAAGUCUGCCCUCGAAAAGCAGAUGAAGGACGCCGUGGCAAAGGCAAAGGCCGAGGCUGCUGCUCUGGGCCGGCAGGUUGACACCGAGAGGGCCGAAAAGGCAGAGCUGGAGAAGCGCCUGGAGCAGCAGCUGCACGCACUUGGGGAGGAGGCCAUUGAGGAAGCAGUGGCCAGCGCUGUGGCCUCACGGGAGAUUCGCUACCAGAAUUUGAGGGAAGACUAUGAGGAGAUGGCAAAAGCAGCACAGGCAGACAUAGAUGAGCUGAACGAACAGCUCCUGGCUUAUCAGCAGGAGGUUAUGGAACUUGGGAAGCGGCUUGACUGCAGUGAAGAAGCCAGGGAGAACCUUCUGAGGGAAAAGAGGAGUCUGGAGUCCAGCCUAGUGGAGACGUCUGGUGACCAGAUGGAGCUGCAGAUGAUGUGCAGGCAGCUCGAGAGCGAAAACGAGGAACUGAGGCAGAUUCAGGCGGAGCAUGAGGCAGAUACGCUGAGGCAGCUGCAGAUAGCGCAUGAGAAUGAGCAGAUAGAGAUGCAGUUGCAGCUGGAGGAGGAGAGUGAGGCGCUGCGACAGAAACAGUCUGAAAGCAAGGAUGCCUCAUUGGAGGAGGACGGGGUUGUGGCGGAGGCGGAUGAAUUUGCCAAUGCCCUUGAUGAGGUCCAGGCAUCACAGGUGGACGCACGCGAUGAGCUCCUGGAGGAGGCCAGGGAGAUAAUGCAGGAGCUGGUGGACACGAAGCUGCGUUACGCGCAGCUGAGCGAGCGCCAUGUCAUCGUCAGGAGGGACCUAUACAAGGCGCGUGAGGCCAACCUGCAGCUGGCAUCCAAGAUGACCAAGCUGGAAACGGUGGUCUACAAGCAGAGGGCCAAGAACAUGGCCAAGACCAUGGCCAAGAACAGUAUCAGUGUCAGGUGGAGGUGA
Messenger RNA from Ostreobium quekettii, 1164 nucleotides. Lineage: Eukaryota; Viridiplantae; Chlorophyta; Ulvophyceae; Bryopsidales; Ostreobiaceae. The record is from the annotation of a GenBank genome assembly.